Molecule: messenger RNA, 6371 nt
Organism: Haliotis rufescens (red abalone)
Lineage: Eukaryota; Metazoa; Mollusca; Gastropoda; Lepetellida; Haliotidae
Exons: 10
Coding region: 86-2548 (820 amino acids)
Cellular component (GO): nucleus
Source: RefSeq, a predicted model, not a curated record
CGUAAAUUGGUUCGGUGUAUCACGUGACAACUUGGCGGUUUCAAAAUUAAUGUGGUGGAUGCUGGCAAAAUAACAAUUAGAAAAGAUGUCUCACUUAAACAUGACAUACCCAAAGAAGAAGAGGAAGAGAUCAGUUACUGGCAAUCCUCCCGAAUUGCCACAGAAUACUUGUGUCUUUUGUCGUUCGACUGAAGACUGUGAAGAGGAUUAUGGGAAGGUCAUUAAGAAAUGUGGUUUCACUGUCCACUACUUCUGCAUGCUGUUUGCGAGUGGCCUCAGCCAGAGUGGCAAGACAGAAACACAAGGAAUCUUUGGCUUCAUGCCAGGAGACAUUCGACGCGAGCUCAAGAGAGGCAAUAGGCUGCGCUGCACCUACUGCAAGGAGAGGGGGGCAACUAUCGGCUGCGUGGUCACAUCAUGUCGCAAGGCAUUCCACCUGACUUGUGGCCGCAAGAAGGGAUCACUGCAUCAGUUCUACGACUCCUUCAGGUCCUACUGUCCCGAUCACCGGCCGCGCCAGACUGUGCAGAUCAGCGACCGCCUGGCGUUUGUAGGGACAGCGAACACUGUGUGCAGCAUCUGUAUGUACGCUGUCGUAGCCCGCUCCUCCCACGAGACCAUGAGGGCACCCUGCUGCAAGAACUCCUGGUUUCACCGCUCCUGCAUACAGAGAUAUGCUAUGUCUGCUGGUCUGUAUUUCUUCAAAUGUCCGCUGUGCAACAGCAAGGACUUGUUCCAGUCGGAGAUGCUUCAUUGUGGCAUAUACAUCCCUGAUCAAGAUGCAUCAUGGGAGCGAGAGCCAAAUGCCUACCAAGAUCUGUAUGAGAGAUACUCCCACUGUGAUGCUGCCAAGUGCAAGUGUCUGCAAGGGCGAGAUUAUGACCAAGAUGACACGAAGUGGGAGAUCAUAGUCUGUGAGUACUGUGGCUCCAAGGGCAGCCAUGCCGCCUGUCGGGGCCUGGAACUUAUACGCAAAGAAUACGCCUGUGGAGAGUGUGCAGAGAUCGAGAAGAAAAGAGUUAAAAAACGUGGAAAGAAGAGCCCACCUCGAGUUCGGAACAGAACCCAAGCCGAACUUCAACACCUUUUGGAAGUGAGGGUUGCUGAACUUGUCACACAAAAAUCCAACCAGAAUACACCCAAUUCUAAACAGCCAACACCUAAAUCUAAAGCCGGCACGCCCUCCCUUGGUUCUCUGCGGUCAGUGCGGCGGUCAAGGAGAGAUCAACGUGGAGAUGUUGUGGUCAUGCAGCAGGAAGGAACAGACGCUGAGGUGGACGUGGAGGGUUUGGGGAGUGACGAAGAUCCCUCAUCCUCAGAAACUCCUGCCAUGAAGAAAAGACGACUCAGUUUGCAACGGUCAUCUCGAUCCCAGACUAAGAGAAUAGGAAGACAUAUUGGCACCAUGAGCAGUGAUUCACGUUCGUCGAGUAUUCCUAGCACAAGGGGAAAGUAUUCUAAUUAUGUAACUCUGUCGACAGUGACAGACACGGAGGUGAGGAAGUGGGGUACAACAGAAACAGAGUCGUCCAACUCUGCAUCCUUGCUCAAUUACAUGGAUGAUAGUGACGAUGUGUCGCAGACAUCGGACAGUGACAGUGAGAUCUGUGCAGUGGAUGAAGUACACGAGGACUCCACGAAGAAGACAGUGACCAUCAAAUGGAAAGGGAAGAAGAUCAAAAUCUACAAAGAAGUGGAGAAGGAUGACAGUGAGGAUAUAUCCAAAUGGAGUCUUCAUCUGGAGGUGGGUGACUCGGAUGACCUUCAACCCUCCACAUCCCAGACGCCACCGCCAGACGGAGGGAAGGUCAAGGAGGAGUCACCCCCUCAACUUGUUCCAAUAGAUGAUGAAAUAACCAUCCGAUGCACGCCUCCAACCCGACCGUACAUGCUGAAUGUGAAAGCUAACUCGGUCAAACAGCAGACGGACAAAAUCAAGGGAGAAGAUGUAAAAUGUGAGGAAGCUCCACCUGUUCUGUAUUCUGUUUGGGAGGAGGAUUCUCAGACAGGGGGCAGUCGAAUUACACGCAGCAUGUCUGUCGAUAGCAAAAAUAGUUGCAGCCAAGAUUAUAUUGACUCUAUUGACAUCAUGUCACGUAAUUCAAACACACCCAGACAUUCAAGAAGGUCGCUAGAAUGUGCCUUUACUUCUCAUGAUAAUCGAUCCAAGUCGCCCUGUUUGGGUAAAAGAUUCCGUGAGAAUGAUGCUGAGAGUAUUUCAUCAGCAGCCAACUCAGUCAUCACCUUGUCCUCAAAUGUGAGUGAUACUGGUGAGAACGAAAGUGACUGCCUGAUAGUCGAACCUGUGUAUGUGACCGAGAACCAACGAAACGUGUCGGACGGUAAGGUGUCCUAUUCAGCACAGAUUGCCGUGGGGAGUCCAUUCAAGGAUGGGGAGUACCCCGAGACUGUGCCUUACCGCCGGAUUACAACAGGGCAUGGCAGUGUAGGCGUUGUGAUAGACUUGACUGACAGUCCGUCCGAGACAUGGCUCGGCUUUGCUGAUACUGAUAACUCAUCGAGAUCAAACAGGUCAUCGUAUUCAUAAUUAGUCAGGAACUUUUAGAAACAUUGAUAGUUGAACUAUUCAGUGAAGUGAUGAUCAUUACAGUUGUCAUGGUAAUAUGCACAUAGAUGACGUUCUUGAAAUUGUAGGCCAGCCAAGUCUGUGGCUCUUGGACAGUAAAAUCAUCAGCUUACUUUGUUUCAUGGACGAAAACUAGAAGUUCUGAUACUGACUCAGAUUUUGGGUGGGAAUAAUUAUAAGGAAAUAAAGCCGUUGGGUUCUCAGGCCUCGUGCAUCAGGGAAACACAUGGGCAUCAAGAUCAUUUGUAAUCUGCGGUAAGACCUACGAGGGAACACUGAACCUCUGGAAGCUCCAGAGGUUAGGACAAAAGUCAGAAAGUUUUAUUCUGAGAACCAGUUUUUAUUUUUUUAAACUUUAAUUAGGUUCAUGGUAAUGUAGUUGUACCGCACAAGACUUCUUUUAUUAAAAGAUGUGUAGAAAAAUAUAAUUGCUUGCCAAUUAGCCUCAGUUAAAUUAUCCAUGUAACCAUGGUAACUAUGGUGUAAUGGAACCAGUUUAGAUUUUUGGUUUGACCCAGGGUUCCUGAUGGUCACAUUUGUUUUCAUUUCUCCACUGGGUGGAUUGUCUGCAAGAACUGCUGAUGUGGUAUUUAGCCAAAUGCUCUGACUUCAGUGACACAAGAUAUAAUUGACUCUAGCUUUCAGUGAGAGGUGUUUUGUGUAUUUUGAAACAAAGCAAAAUUUUGUAUUCAUUCAUCUUGAAACACAGGCUAGAUGUGUGUGUGUUGACAGAUGUCGUCGUUUAUUCUCUUUGUGUUUACUGCAAGGUACCGCUUCUUUUUUUAUAUUGAAAAAGAAAGGUUUAAAUACUAAGUUUUACAUUAUUGCAUUGCAUGCAUGCAGAAAUACAUGUAAAUUUAAGAAUGUAACAACAUUAACAAGAUUUAAAAAGCCCUGUAAAUGAAUUUUGGACAUUAUUGUUUUUUACAGUUUUUGUUGCCACUGGCACUUCGUAUAUAGAAAUAUCCAUGGCAGAUGUAUAGAGAAGGUUGUCCAGUCUUUCAUGGAGCAGGGUUUAAUAGAUUAAACAUUGCAUCUUUUUACCUAGAAAAAGUACAUGUAUUAGAACCGGUGUUAUAAUGCUAAAGUGACUGAAUAUAUUUCGGUUAUAUUCCUUUUUUCUCCUGAUAUGUCGGAGUGAUACUAUUGGGUUUCCUGAGCUGACAUUUUCAGAAGGAUGUCCAAAUAUUCACAAUAUUUGUUGACAAUGAUGAUUUUACAAUGCUGUGCAAGUUUCUCACAUAUUUCAAAGAGUUUGUUUCCACUCCCUGCGGAAUGGCAGUUGGCUUUGAACGACUACACAGCUUCUAUAUUGUAUGCUUUCAUCAAUGUAGUUUCGUGUACAGUCAGUAUAUUUAUUUUUUGGAAAUGGCUGAGUAUUUGUUGUAGCCCUCGUGGAAGUAAUGUUGAAUAAUUCUUGUAUUGAUGGAUGCCGUUUUCUCCGUAUUUGACACCCUGUACCAAUAAGUGCCCCCGACCAACUUCUAGACCAAUCUGUGAGUAAUCUAUAGGUGCUCCCUACUAACAGUAAAUAGUUUUGUGAUAGUCUGUAUUUUCUUCAGAUUUCUGAAGGUGUAGAAGGAUAUAUAAUCGCCUGAUGACUUAUCAAAAAAGUUUUUUAAGUUUUGGUGACGUUGGACCUAAGUUUGUUCACUACCAUUCGAUCUCUGAAGAUAAAUUGGGGGGCAUGGGUGGCCCAGUCGCUGUGCAGAGUUGUGUCCCUUGGGCACGCCAGAAACCUAUGAUUGUGUGUUCGAAUCUCGGUUCGCCCCGAUUAUGUUUCUAGGUUUGUCAGCACCAUACCCGUGCUCGUAGGUUUCACCAAAGUGGUAAAUGUCUGAGACCUGCAUCACUUCGGGCUUUCCUCCCUUUUUAAUACUGUUAAAAGCGGUGUUAAACCCAACUCACUCACUCGCUGAGCAUAAAUUGAGCUUCUUAGUUUUGGUUUUAAAAAACACACUCCUUUGUCAAUUUUCCAAGCCCCCCAAGGUGCUUAUUUUGGUAAAUACAGUAAUGUUUAAAAAGCUGGAAAUUUUGGUGAGCUACAGAACUUCUUUGCUGUAUUUUCAUUAUAGUUUUGGGACAAUAUGCAUCCUUUUUUAAAGGACCGGGUAGAAUAAGGGCCUUUUUGGACCACAAGAUGUACAUGAUUUAAAAAUUGAGGAAAACUUGAGAAAUUGUUAUGAAAGUUUAUCAGGUAUGUUCACAUGAAUGAGAACUAAACUUUGUUCAGUGAAACAACUGCAUGUUUGCUUCACAACAGUCAUUUCAUAAGAGGAUAAAAUGUGUUAUUGAGGCUGAUUUUAGAGGCUUCCAUGAGCAAAUCUUUGACCUAAGGUGAUUUUCAUAGAUGUGCAGAAGAACAUAAGUCAUGGUAAAAAAGUAAUCUUGGGUCACAGACUUGCUUGUACUUUGCCAUGUCUUGCUCUCGUUUUAGCCAUAUUUGUGUAUUUGACCAGGUCAGCUGUCCAUGUCUUGCUCUCGUUUUAGCCAUAUUUGUGUAUUUGACCAGGUCAGCUGUCCAGAACAUGCAAGUGUAAGAAAGAAAAAGGCGAGUUGUCAGCUGUUUGAACAUGGGUGAUACAAUUUCAUACCAUUGUUUCAAAGUUUUCAGCAACUUUAAAAUUUAACAUUGUUGUAGACCAAAAAGUGCCCUUAUCCUACCUCCUUUACGAUAUUAUGUCUUUCUUUAUGAUAGAUGCUUUCCAAUAUGUUAAACAGUUUCUGUCAUGUUCAUCUUGCAAUCAUAUUUUAAGUCGGUUUCAGCAAAUAUGCUGGCGUUGAUAGUGAUUAUGAAACAACAGCUGGUAUUGUAACCACAGUGUUUAUCACACACCUAUCGUGUCUCUAUAUCCGGUUUAUCACAUACCUAUCGUGUCUCUAUAUCCGGUUUAUCACACACCUAUUGUGUCUCUAUAUCUGGGUUAUCACACACCUAUCAUGUCUCUAUAUCCGGGUUAUCACACACCUAUCAUGUCUCUAUAUCCGGUUUAUCACACACCUAUCGUGUCUCUAUAUCCGGGUUAUCACACACCUAUCAUGUCUCUAUAUCCGGGUUAUCACACACCUAUCAUGACUCUAUAUCCGGGUUAUCACACACCUAUCAUGUCUCUAUAUCCGGUUUAUCUACACCUAUCAUGUCUCUAUAUCCGGUUUAUCACACACCUAUCGUGUCUCUAAAUCCGGUUUAUCACACACCUAUCGUGUCUCUAUAUCCGGGUUAUCACACACCUAUCAUGUCUAUAUCCUGUUUAUCACACACCUAUCAUGUCUCUACAUCAUGUAUAUCACACACCUAUCGUGUCCCUAUAUCCGGUUUAUCACACACCUAUCAUGUCUCUGUAUCCUGUUUAUCACACAGCUAUUUGUCCCGUAUAUCACACACCUGUUACUCUUUCCUAUAAGCGAAGCUCAUUUCUGGUGCCCCCGCCGGGAUAUUGCUGGAAUAUUGCUAAAAGCGGCCGAAAACCAUACUCACUCACUCACUGCUAGUUCUUGGGGUACAAUUGAAUGUUUUGUUUUCUUUAAAUUUCUUAGUGUUAUGUUUACUUUGGUGAUCAACUUUUGUCUCAGUUUAGAAUCAGAAUUUGAAUUCAGCUUUGCUCUCUUUUGUUUCGUGAUUAUUAUUUGGUUCAGUGAUUAUUUACUACAGCAUCAGCAUCAGCAUCAGCAGCACGGUUUUUUUAUCGUUUGGCCUGGCAUUGGUUGACCAAGAAAUAAACUCAGUCUGUUUGAACUGAAAGAUUUUACUACUACACCAGAAAAUGAAUUGAUUUCUUACAAA